Molecule: messenger RNA, 1858 nt
Organism: Pollicipes pollicipes
Lineage: Eukaryota; Metazoa; Arthropoda; Thecostraca; Pollicipedomorpha; Pollicipedidae
Exons: 2
Coding region: 143-988 (281 amino acids)
Source: RefSeq, a predicted model, not a curated record
CCGGCGGCGUGCAAGACGGCCAGACCGCCGCACCCAGGGGCAGGUGCAGAGGCGGAGCACACGCCCGUAAGUGGAGGAGCCUGCCGACAACCCGCUGGGGCGGUGUGCAUCGCACGGAGCCUGAAGAUCAGAACGCGGCACCAUGUCGGCCAUGAACGAGACCACGUUUACGGUGCAAACGGGCGGCGACAACGACGCCAUGCAGGUGCCCGACGGCAUCGAGACGGUGGUGGUCAACGACAACGCCGAGCGCGUCAUCGUGCCGGCUGGCGUCGAGGUCAUCCGCCUGCAGAUGCCGAAGGGCGGCGGCGGCGGUCAGCGAAGCCGCAGCCGCAGCCGCAGCCGCAGUCCCGACUGGAGCACGCGCGCCUCCAGCGGCCGCAGCGAAAGCCCCAGCUCCUACGGCGACAUGAUCGACGAGCUGGUGCGCGCCAAGCGGUCGACCGUCAGCGAGGCGGUGCAGGCGUCGCCGGCGGCCGUCAGCGAGGCCGUGCAGACGCCGCGCGCGCCGGCUAAGGUCGAGAAGUCGCUCUCGCUGCCGAGCGUGCCGGCCACGCCGCCCGGCUCGCGCACGGAGGGCACCGAUGUGCCCGACUUCAGGCCGGCGGCGCGGCCGCCGCCGCUGGCCGCGCCCGAGCGCGACGCCUUCGACGACCGCACGCUCGAGGUGGGCAGGAAGCGCGACAUCUUCGACGACCGCACACUCGAGGUGGACAAGAAGCGCGUCAUCGGACAGCAGCCGGCCGGCAUCGGCAAGCCCGGCGCCGCGCCGGCGCCGGCCAACGGCAAGGCCGUGCGCUACGCCGGCGACGUGGAGAGCGAGCUGCGCGACCCGCUGGUCGGCCAGCGCAGCGUCAAGAUGCGCCACCACGACUCGUUCGGCUGGCGCGAGGAGUUCGAACGCGUCGAGAGCGAGCAGAAGAAGCCGCUCGUGCAGAGGAUGGGCCGCUGUCUGGCCGACGUGCUCUGCUGCUGGAUGGGCGUGUGAAGCGCACCGGCGCGCCGGCCCGUCUCGAGUCUCCACGUGGGAUUCGGCGGGUGGGCGGACGUGCAUUUCCACGAACCAGCGCUGACCUCACAUGAUCCCAGCGCCACGGACCGUCGGGCCGGCGAUAGCGCUGGCGCCCGGCCCACGGCCAAUGGCAGGCGGCGAACGGCGAUGCGCGGUGACGUCACGCACGGAGCUCGCCCACCCUACUCGCCGCUCUCAGGGGACUGUGCAGCGCGGAAUUUUGACGGUAAACCCCGGCGAUCCCGGGACGGUCAUUGGCGGAGGGCAGCGGAGGGCCGUCUGCUGCCGCGGUCAUGUUUUGUAUGUUAUUUUCGAUCGACAGCGCUGCUCGGCUCUGGCGGAUUUCAAUACUAAUGAUGUUCAAGCUCAAGCGCGACUUGCCUCUUGUGAGUCGCGUUCCAGACACGGCAUGUCAUAUUUUUGUACCGCAUAACAAGCUCCAUUAGUCAGUAAGCGCUUGAUACAACUGUCUUGCUUUUUUAAGCCCUGAAGCAACAACGGAGGUAGCUGGAGUAAAGGCUGUAGUGCAAGUGAUCGUCCUUUUGCGAUACAGUUGCAUACUGCUUUCGGCAUUUACCUGAUGAAACCAUGUGGAUGUGUUGUCUGGAUUUGCGUACCAAGGAUUUCUGUGGUAGUAUUUAGCUGCAUUUACACAGCUUGUGAGCUAUCGUCAUACGCUGUCAAGUGCAUGCCAUAUUUUGCUGUGCGUGAAUGCCAUGCCUUUCCUUUGUACGUUGUAGUUCCGCCAAUAUUGGUGUCCAGCAACUAUUAGCAGUAGUCUCAACACUGGACUGAUAUUCAGUCGCACUUAGCAAUAAGCCUUCAUCUUCGUCACUGAAAAUAUAU